This is a messenger RNA of Trypanosoma rangeli, 657 nucleotides long. Its product is annotated as co-chaperone GrpE. Gene Ontology annotation, cellular component: PAM complex, Tim23 associated import motor. NCBI's taxonomy places the organism in Eukaryota, Euglenozoa, Kinetoplastea, Trypanosomatida, Trypanosomatidae. Gene Ontology annotation, molecular function: protein-folding chaperone binding; protein homodimerization activity; adenyl-nucleotide exchange factor activity. The coding region runs from base 1 to 657 and encodes 218 amino acids. Gene Ontology annotation, biological process: protein import into mitochondrial matrix; protein folding. The record is from RefSeq and is a predicted model, not a curated record. The transcript has a single exon.
AUGCGGAGUCUUCGUCUAAGAAUUGUUCCACUUUUUGCACAGCGGUCUCUUGUGCCUUUAAUAACUUCUCGCGCAUGGUGUGCAAACCAGGCAGCCAAAGAAAACGACCAAAACGGCGCUAAUAAGGCUAAAGAAGGACCCUUAAUAACCCAGGAGGCAUUUGCAAAAAUGGAAAAGGAGCUUGAAUCUGCAAGGGAGAGUAUUGCCGAACUAAAAAAAGAUCUCCUCUAUCGUGCUGCAGAUGCUGAAAAUGCCCGCCGUAUUGGACGUGAGGAUGUUCAUAAAGCGAAGAGCUAUGGAAUAUCGUCAUUUGGCAAAGAUAUACUGGAAGUCGUGGAUACGCUUGAAAAAGGUCUUGAAGCCAUGUCGAAGAUCCCGAUUGAGGAGCUUGAAAGUAAUAAAAAUAUGAGUUCUAUUCACACAGGUGUUAAACUUUCUACCAAGUUGUUGUUGAGCAACUUGGCAAAACACGGAAUUGAAAAACUGAUUGUCCAGAAGGGUGACAAGUUUGAUCCCAACGUGCAUGAUGCGUUGAUGAAAACAUCCCCAACUCCUGAAAUCCCAAGCGGACAUAUUUCCGUUGUGCUGAAAGGUGGAUACAAGAUUCAAGAUCGUGUGCUACGGGCGCCCCAAGUCGGUGUCGCCGGCGACGAUUAG